AUGCAACGACAACGAGACAAUGAGGCCACGGACCUGCACAAUGAUCUUGUUCGAAAGUACAAGAAACAUGGCGCUGUCAUCAAUGAAAUCUGGAGAGAUUUUGGUAAGAUCUUUCCCGAAUGGAAUUUGCGCGACUUGACUGAACGGCCCGAACAUUUUCUGAGCAUGCUAGAGCACCGCAUCGAGAAAACGCCUAUGGAGCAGUACUGUUACGGGCUUAACGGUGGUAAGGGUGAUGCUGAUAUCAUUCAGGAGCGCAUGCGGACGCAAGGUCUACGUCCGCCUGCAUCUGAAAAGGACUGUGAUAUCGGCCAGCUGAUCUUAAAACGUCAAGUCACCUUGCUGCGGUCACUCAACAUCCUCAUUGACGAUAUCUUGGAUCAGGGCUCGAAGACGCGGAGUAACGCCCAGCGCCCUAAGGAGCCAGAGGAGAUAACCACUGCGGCAUUCUCAAAAUUGAGCAUCUCACAAUCCCCCGCCAAGCUUUCUCUAGCCGACCUCGUCAAGGCUGCCUGCGAUCAGGCGGCUUUGUUCAAGGAACGCAUAGAGCUCCGCUCAGAGCCGGUUGUUCUUGCACACGACGUCAGUUUCUGGUUCUGCAGCCGGCCAGAGAUCCUCCUAGACGAGAAAGGACGUCGUUUGCCGGUGGUUUCCGACAAGUAUGUAAGUGCCAGCGUCUUCGACGCUGUCCAUAAUGCCGUCAAGGCGGCGGUUCUGUGGAAUUACAUGCAUCAGCUCCUCGAGCGUUUCGAAAGCUUGAGCCAAGACAAAGCCCACCGGACUAUCCUGCUACAGAAGAUAGCCAACGCCGCCCAGCUCGCUUACGUCUCCGUCCAGGCCUUAUUCAAGCGGCAUAUUCAGUCGCAUUCGGGCAGCAAGUGGUACAAGCGGAUGUCUAAUGUGUAUGGCAGCGUUGGCAACGCGCGUGUGACGCUCAAAGGCAAUCCAGGCGAUUUGACGCGAAGCGAUCCUCAACUUCACUACAUGCUCCGGCUCUGCCACCGUGAUACCACUGCAGCCAAGGCCGUCGAUUGGCUAAAGAAGUUGGGCGAUCUUCAUCAGGCUCAUCCCGAAAAGCGGGAGAAACUGGUCGAGAGUGAGUUCGAGUCUCUUUGUGACCUGGCCACCACAGUCACCUUCAUCCAAGAUGUGACCAGUACAAUCUCAACGCCAGCUCCAUCCCGCAAAAUGGGGCAAUUGUUCGUCUCCAGGUCCCAAGAGCUGGAGAAAGAAUUGAACGAGCUCAAGACCGGCGUUGAUCUGAGGGACUUUGUCGUCCCCGUCGACAACCUUCUAGAGCCGGGGAUGACCGCCGAAGCUUUAGAGAACCUCAACCAGUUUAUGGUUGACAAUGCCGGUGCCAAGCUUGGUGCGCUUUACGAAGAUCUUGUUUUCGAAUGCUUCUCCGACCUUGAGAAUCAGUAUGAACAGUACAAAGUCAAGAUCAGCCAAGGCCAAAAGGAGUGGACACCGCUUCCGGUGCCUGCCCCCAAGCCGCGAGAAACUCUAGUGGAGCAGCGGAAGGAGAAGGAAAAGACUCGUCCGGCCCAAGUAUCUGCCUUUGAGGUCAGUCCUCAGGCAAAUGUGUCGACUACAGAGCCGGUCGUUGAAAAACAGACUUUUGAAGUCUCACCGGCGACUGCCGAGGUUUUCAACGCCCUCUUCAAGAAGUCAGAGUCCCGAGGUGCGGUGAACUGGACGGCCUUUGAAGGCGCCAUGGUCGAGCUCGGGUUUUCGGUCCUGCCCAAGCACGGCUCGGUUUUCACUUUCAUGCCACCCGAUAGUAUGGCAGUGAAGAGGCCGUUCACCAUUCACCGACCUCGCAAGUUUCAGAUUGAAGGGUACAUGACGCUGGUGUACUCUCGGCGGCUCGCGAGGGCGUACGGAUGGGAUGAGAAGACAUUUUCAGUUGCGUGA
This is a messenger RNA of Colletotrichum paranaense, 1917 nucleotides long. RefSeq lists its product as uncharacterized. Lineage: Eukaryota; Fungi; Ascomycota; Sordariomycetes; Glomerellales; Glomerellaceae. The coding region runs from base 1 to 1917 and encodes 638 amino acids. The transcript has 3 exons. The record is from RefSeq and is a predicted model, not a curated record.